This is a messenger RNA of Miscanthus lutarioriparius, 588 nucleotides long. The record is from the annotation of a GenBank genome assembly. Lineage: Eukaryota; Viridiplantae; Streptophyta; Magnoliopsida; Poales; Poaceae.
AUGAGGCUGCUCAGGAUCGUCGGCAAGAGUGCCUCUUCCCACACCAAGGCGGAGGCGGGGGCGGCGGCUCCUUUGCCGGACGACACGGAUGGUGCCGGGGCGGUGGUAACCGUCGUCGCAGCAGGCGCAGAUCGCAACAACGGCACGGUUAAUGGAAGCAAAGAUGAGUUGUUCUUCGAAGCAAGGCCCUGGUUAGAUUCCGACAGCGAAGACGAUUUCUACAGUGUGAGAGGAGAUUUCACGCCAUCAAGAGGCGGCACACCAGAUCAUCCGAGAUUAACACCCUCAGGUGGGCGGAUGCCGGUAGACAGAUCGGGUCCUUCUCUGAUUCAAAAGAAGCAGAGACUUCUCGAGCUUCUUCAGGAGAAGCAACAUUAUGACGACGAGGAUGACAGUGUCACCGAUGUUAGUAGCGAUUUGGAAAGUAGCGCGGUUCAUGCUGAAGAACACUUGAAGACUUCUCGCAGAACUGAGAAAUCAAAGAAGUCAUCAAGGUCAGGCUGUUUCCCAACCUUAGUCUGGAAGCGUAGCUUCACAAGCUGCAGGAAGAAGAAAAAGGAAAAGGAGCAGAAGGAUAAAGUGAACUAG